GGAUCGCUAUACAAAUCACUUCUUUCUUGGUGCAAAAAUGGCUGGAAGUUCAUCAGCACCAUCGUCAACUGUUGAGCGAUUGAAACAACUAGAGGCGGUUGAGGGUGAUAUAGUCAAUGCUAUUCAGAGUGCAGGAUCUGCUCUUCAAGAGUUAUCGAAAGACAAACCAGUGAUGAAAAAUGUUGAAUCUCACACCACUACUUUCAUCAAAACCCUAGUAGAUGUAGAGAAGAAGUUAACAGGACAUAUCAACUACCUAACACAAGUUUCUACAGGACAGCCUCAUGAAGGUUCUUCAUACGCCCCACAGAAGGAUUUAUUACUUGCCUAUCAUCGCAUCGACCACAUCAGAAGUCGUCUGAACGACCUAGAGAGGGUGACGGCAGAACCUGUGGUUCACCGACAGCAACUUACACAGUCUGACUUGUUACAGAUGAGCGAACAACACUGACAGUGUCUGGACUGUAUAGACACUUUAUGUUGUAUUGCAGCAGUGUGGUUGCAUUUAU
Messenger RNA from Saccostrea cuccullata (small rock oyster), 509 nucleotides. Its product is annotated as mediator of RNA polymerase II transcription subunit 11-like. The transcript has 3 exons. NCBI's taxonomy places the organism in Eukaryota, Metazoa, Mollusca, Bivalvia, Ostreida, Ostreidae. Gene Ontology annotation, biological process: regulation of transcription by RNA polymerase II. Gene Ontology annotation, cellular component: mediator complex. The record is from RefSeq and is a predicted model, not a curated record. The coding region runs from base 38 to 451 and encodes 137 amino acids. Gene Ontology annotation, molecular function: transcription coregulator activity.